AGUACUAAAAGAAAAAGAAAAGAAGUGUGUGUGUGAGAGAGAGAGAGAGAGAGCAGAAAAAGAGAAAAGCAGGGAGGAAAAGAUGGAGGGCUUGCUGUCUCUAAUACAGCAGCGUCCUAGCAUGUACGUGGCUGUCUGUGCUCUCAUAUUUAGGGUCGUCCACUGGAUCUUGCAGUCCCUGCCUCUGCCAAAGGCUGUGCAGCACGAUGCUUUUCGUGUUUGGAAGUGGAGGAACCUCUCUGUGUCCAUGGUGCACUCCCUGUUAACUGGGACAUGGGCCAUCAGCUGUGCGGUUCUCUCGCCAGAGAUUCUGUACCAGAUCCACUCCUAUUAUACACCUCUAUCCUACCUGCUUGUCUGUGUCUCUACAGGGUACUUUGUACAGGAUGCCUGUGACAUUAUUUUCAGUGGCUAUGCAAGAGGAUCAUGGGAGUUCUUGCUACAUCAUGCUAUGGUCAUCGUGAGCUUCCUGUACGCACUAUUCACGAAGCGCUACGUAUCAGGCGCAGUGUUGGCGCUAUUCGUGGAGGUCAAUAGCGUCUUCCUGCACACGCGACUGCUGCUAAAGCUAGCGGGAGCGCAGUCUUCGCCACUCUACACCGUCAAUAAGAUGAUCAACAUCUUCACCUACGUCACCUUUCGCCUCGGCACCCAGUUCUAUAUCACGUGGUACAUCCUGCAGAACUAUUCCUGGAUGGAACACGGCGGCCACUUCCUGACAGCCUUAAUGCUCAUGAACACCAUGAUGCUCAUCUACUUCUACCGUCUACUACGCGCCGACAUUUUCCCCAAACGCAAGGCUCACCCUGUCCAGAACGGUUCAAGCACGUUUCUACAGGACUAACGAGGAUUGGGGACUAAUGAGGGGGAUCCCCUAACAUACGGUUUCAAACCUCACUUGAUGCAUUUACUUUCACGGAGUUUCCAGACUGCCUUUUGUAACAGUUUUGCUGGCUACAGAGGCUUGACUAACAGACAACCCCUCAGAUGUCCAUGAACAAGGUGCAUAGGUUCAGCACCAAGUGCCCACCAACUGCAACAUAAGCUAUUUUGCUGGCAUCCAGUGGUAGAAAGCUGUAACUACAGGUUAGAGUAUGGACACCGCUGUUAAUGCAACCUGAAAUACUGCUCAUGACGAGAAGCAACCCAAUUGCGAAUC
Molecule: messenger RNA, 1159 nt
Organism: Conger conger (European conger)
Lineage: Eukaryota; Metazoa; Chordata; Actinopteri; Anguilliformes; Congridae
Gene: tlcd1
Product: TLC domain containing 1
Exons: 4
Coding region: 83-844 (253 amino acids)
Biological process (GO): membrane assembly; plasma membrane organization; phospholipid homeostasis
Cellular component (GO): plasma membrane
Source: RefSeq, a predicted model, not a curated record